AUGGGCUGGCAGAGGGGUGGUUGGCGAGGGUUUUCUCUUCUCGGUGGUGGUUGUGCUAUCUCUGGUUUAGCUAGGGAAACUAAAGGCUUGUUUUGUAGUAGUAAGGAGCACGAUACACUUGUUAUGGCUCUUAAACAAGUGGAUGUUGUUAUAUCUACGUUACCUGUUCCUCAACAUCUUGAUCAACUCAAGAUACUCAAAGCUAUAAAAGAGGCAAAAGAAGCUGGUAACAUCAAGGGAAAACAGAGAUUUGUUCCAUCAGAGUAUGGGAAUGAAGUGGAUAGAGUGAGUGGAUUGCCACCAUUUGAGGCUUUACUAGAAAAUAAAAGGAAGAUCAGAAGAGCCACAGAGGCAGCAGGGAUUUCGUACACCUACGUAUCUGCAAAUGCAUUUGCAGCCUAUUUCAUUGAGUACCUGCUUCAUCCACACGAUCAAAGUGCUCCAAACGAACACCAAGUCAAAGUUUAUGGCAGCGGCCAUACCAAGGAGUGUAACUACUCUUCAAUUCUUAUAGCUCGCAUGAGAGUUAGUGUAUCUACUACAAAAGAUUCAUUUUAA
Molecule: messenger RNA, 558 nt
Organism: Cannabis sativa
Lineage: Eukaryota; Viridiplantae; Streptophyta; Magnoliopsida; Rosales; Cannabaceae
Product: isoeugenol synthase 1-like
Exons: 4
Coding region: 1-558 (185 amino acids)
Source: RefSeq, a predicted model, not a curated record